AUGGCUUCCAAAGAAGAUAGUCAGACUUCUAAAGCAAAGUCUUCUCAUAAGGGCUCACACUCUCAUGCUACUGGACCUUCAACUGAGACACACUCAUCAUCACCUAAGGUUGAAAUGGCUGCAUCCAACUAUACUGCACUUCUUAACACUCAGGAACAACCCAAAGAAGUUGGUGUCGUAGUUGAAUAUCUGCAUAAAUGCCCAUUGGCAUAUGCACUUCUUUCUACUUCUACAACUCCACAAUCUCUUAUCUUCGAAGUCUUUCAAUCAGCAGUCAUCUCCACAAGAGCAAGUUUAGGUCUAAGCGAUAUUCCUCCUAAACCUCAGACAUUUGUCACACCAACUUCUGCUCAAUUGUUGACAAUGUUCAAGGAAAUGGGAUAUAAAUUUGAAGACGAACAAGAACCAUGCCUUUCAAGAACUCAGAAAUCUUGUCUUCCCACACCAUGGCACUUUCUUAGUUCUGUCCUCACUAGAUGUCUCUUUGGAUCAGUUGGUGGACGCAGUAAAGGUAAAACAGACCUUUGCAUUCUUAUGUACGGGCUCUUCUACGACAUCAAUGUUGACUACGCGUCUAUUCUUUGGGAAGAUUUCCUCAAUUUUCUCCCUGCCUCAAAGAAUAAGUUUUUGAUUCAUCAUCCUCGCUGGUGGUCUAUCAUUAUUUAUGAUGCCAUCCAUAAUAGUAAUCUUGCACUAGGAUGGAUUCCAGAAGGCCCACAACCACAUUUCUUGUGUAUGACAUCAUAUCGGAUUCGUAUGGCAUCUGAAUCAGGGUCUUCACAACCAGUCAUCAUUCCAGAUUCUAUACUUACAAAGCUGGAUGAAAACAGUGCUUCUCUAUGCUCAUAUCAAAAAUACAUCCAGGGAAUUAUUUCACCUCCCAAAAAGAAGAGGAAGCAUUCCGAUCAUACAUCCAAGAAGAAGGCAAAGAAGAAAAAGAAAUCCAAUCAACCGCCCCCUAUCCCAUCUUCAGUUGUUUCUGAUGAUAAUCAUGGAGCAGAUUUAGAGGAACCCACAUCUCUCCCUAAAUCUGGUACAACCUCUAAGUCAUUCUCUUUCAUAGAUUCCUUGUUUCAAGCUCCAUCUGAUUCUGAUGAACCAUCCUCUUCAGCUCCAGUUUCACCAGCACGCGUUCAGUCGGAUCUCGAAGACCAAGCUAUCGUGUCUCCUUGGGUUAUGACUCACUUGAGGAUGAUAACCAAUCUGAACCUGAAGCUUUUCCUCAAGGUUCUCCUGUACAAGAUAAUCAUGAUGAGGAUACUCCAAGGCGGACGGUAG
Messenger RNA from Lactuca virosa, 1278 nucleotides. The record is from the annotation of a GenBank genome assembly. NCBI's taxonomy places the organism in Eukaryota, Viridiplantae, Streptophyta, Magnoliopsida, Asterales, Asteraceae.